Messenger RNA from Medioppia subpectinata, 1732 nucleotides. NCBI's taxonomy places the organism in Eukaryota, Metazoa, Arthropoda, Arachnida, Sarcoptiformes, Oppiidae. The record is from the annotation of a GenBank genome assembly.
UUAAAUAAAAAGGAAAACUUUUGCCGUUUUAUAUCAAAAAGUUUUUAUCCCAAGAAUCGGUUUGAAUGGAGUCUAAAAUACAUUCAUUUAGCUGUUCAACAGAAGUGAAUAAAAUAUUGUCCCAAAAAUGUGAUUCACUUCCCGUUUAUGAAAGCAAUGAAAAAAGACUUUUCAAUCGAGACUUAUAUGGAUAUUCACUGCCGAGCGAUGACUACGUCUACACACAGAGCGUACGGACAAUACAAGAAUCGGACUCAAGUGAUGACAAGAGUGUCACACGAGUGCCGUUUCAGAGGAAACAGUUGUUUAUAUUAAUACUGUUGGCUUACGGCAACUUCUGGGUGGCCGCCUGUGUCAGCCUUCAGGCGCCCUUCUAUCCCAAAGAAGCCGAAUCUAAAGCUGAUGAUUGCCAUCACUUCACCACUCUUUGGCAAAAUGAUUUCAUCCGUAUCGCCGGUCCUGUUGUGCGAAAUCGGACAUUAGGCGCGACUCCCACUCAAUACGGGUUAGUGUUUGGCAUCUAUGAGCUGAUGAUUGCCAUCACUUCACCACUCUUUGGCAAAAUGAUUUCAUCCGUAUCGCCGGUCCUGUUGUGCGAAAUCGGACUUUUUGUGUCCGGUUUUAGUACUAUUGUGUUCGGCGUAUUGGACAGACUGCCCUCCGGAACCCCUUUUAUAGCCAUGUGUUUUGCCGUCCGUAUAGUUGAAGGCAUAUCUGCGGCCGCAUUCAUGACCGCCUCGUAUGUAAUUAUGGCCAAAGAAUUCUCCGAUAAAAUCGCCACAACUUUUUCACUGUUGGAAACAUGUUUUGGUUUGGGUUUAAUACUCGGGCCAACACUUGGCGGUGCUUUUUAUCAAAUGGGAGGCUUUUUAGCGCCGUUUGUCAUAUUGGGCUCAUUCUUGCUAUUAGGGGUUGAGUCUUCUCAACAAAAGUCGGGAAAUAUAUUCAAAUUCAUAGCCGACACCGGAAUACUAUUGGACGCCUUAGCCAUCGCCACAUCUCUCAACUUCAUUGGCUUCAAUGCGGCCACUCUUGAGCCACAUCUCAGGAAAUUUGAUCUGUCGCCUAUAAUAAUGGGCUGUAUUUUUGUCAUUUCUGGUGGUAUUUAUGCCAUCACUACUCCUAUUUGGGGAAGACUUUGUGAUAAAGGGUUUGAUCCCAAGAAACUAUCAUUAUUUGGUUCACUACUGUGUCUCAUAGGCUUCACAUUCAUAGGACCUCUUGAUUUCAUUCCUCUUCAAACUGAAUUAUGGCUCGUAAUCCUAUCCCUGGUAUUCAUUGGUCUGGGAAUCGCAUCAAAACUGGUCACAGCAUUCAUCAGCGCUUUGCACGACUCAAUACAUCGACGAGGUUUUGCCGACGAUAUAUCCACCUAUGGAUUAGUGUCGGCGAUGUUCUUCUGCGCCUGUAGUAUAGGUGCAUUCAUCGGUCCCUCUUUGGGUGGUUUCCUAUUGGAUAGAAUCGGUUAUCGAAAAGCAAUUCUCGUUAUUCUGGUCGUCGAUAUUGUUAUGGUAUUGUUUCAUUUGAUUUAUAUGACUGCCAGAAGACUACAAAAGUCCGACAGAGAUGACGAACUCCGACCACUUCUCGCAAAUUAACUGUAUUUUAAUUAUUAGUAAAAUUAAUUUUAGUGUUUUUUUAAUUUUCUAUUUAUUUAUAUCGCAUUUAUUAUUCAUUUUUAUCAAAUAAUUUGUCAUUAAAUUUUGCACAAAUAAAGUAUUGCUUUUUAAAA